This is a messenger RNA of Photinus pyralis (common eastern firefly), 1453 nucleotides long. RefSeq names its product trypsin-like. The record is from RefSeq and is a predicted model, not a curated record. Gene Ontology annotation, biological process: proteolysis. Bases 328 to 1224 code for a protein of 298 amino acids. Gene Ontology annotation, molecular function: serine-type endopeptidase activity. NCBI's taxonomy places the organism in Eukaryota, Metazoa, Arthropoda, Insecta, Coleoptera, Lampyridae. The transcript has a single exon.
UCGUGCCACCCAUAUCGAGCCGACUGCCAUCCACAUUCAAAAGUGCCGCGAAACGUCCAUCGUUUCGACUUGAACGGUAGGUGGCUUUGCUUGUAGAUUUUUGCCAGAGUGGCCAACGGUAAGUAUAGGGUAAGUAAGUAACGGUUUCAACCACACACCAUUUAUGGUCCAUAGACAUAUGAGAUGUCUAUGGCUCUGCAUGUGUUGUGUUAUACAAAUAUUUGUGCUUAAUGGCGUUUUGUCUAUCGCCCCACUUUUUUUUGGUACAACUCCAAAUUAACUCCUUAUACCUAUGCAUGGUUUCUAUUUUCGUUUUAGUAGCAAGCAAUGCAUAAAACAAUUGACUUAUUAUACCUAGUAGGUAUAUGUUUCUUGUAUCAUUACACAGUUGUACAUAAAAUACGAGUAAUGAAUAAGUUACAGUGUCAGUGUAUGACAGUGAUCACUACCCUCUUCUUACUAAACGCACUUCUUUUGAUAGGAGUUGUAAUAAAGUGGCAAACCAGUUUGAACAAAUCCGACAGAAAAUAUCGAAACUUACCGACGAGCCCUGCCGUUGAGAGGCCCCAAUUCGCAGUCAAAAUAGUGACAUUUGACAACGACGUUGACGAUCACUGUGGCGGCGCGAUUAUAAAUUCUCGUUGGAUUGUUACGACAGGUCAUUGUGUAGGCGUGGUAGAGUCCUACGCGACGAAAAAGAUGAUAACAUACGUGGCGACUACAUUUAAUGAGGUUGUGAACGAGGUUGAAGUGGCCAUACGUCAUCCAGAAUUUAACAGUAGCACUUUAGAUGCCGAUAUUGGUCUACUGAAAGUUGUUCAACCAUACGAGGCGGGAGUUGCUGUUCAAGUACCACGCAGUGACUAUAAGUAUGUAGUGAACUCUAGUGUGAGUGCUGUGAGUCUCGAUGAAGAAAUUACCGAGGUUAUAACGACUGUUGAAAUUUUCAGUCGAAGAUAUUGUAGUAAUUUGCUUAGUGCGACCUGGAAGUUGCUUACAGAAUCAAUGAUUUGUGGUGGAUUGUACACAGGGGAGAAGCCCGAUUGUCUUUAUGAUACUGGUAGUCCCUUAGUGGAUGGCAAAGUGUUAAUUGGCAUUAUUUCGUGGGGUAAAGGUUGUGAAAAGGUUGACAUACCGACAGUAUACACUAAAAUUCCACCAUUUGUAAAAUGGAUAACAACUACAAUUGGGGAUGAUCGUUUAAGUACUGACCAAGUAAAAUAAUUAGAGGAUUCCAUUCAUGCGUAGGUAUCAUAUUGAGUUGUGUAGAUUUCUGAAUUGUGAAUAUAAGAUUGUUACACAUAAUAAACAGAAUCGUAAACACUACUUUACUUGUGUAUAUUCAGGAUGAGGUGAUUAUAAAUCAGUCAUUAUAAUGAAAUAACCGGAAGGAGAGUCUUUUUUAAGGCGCCUAUUCAAUCCGAAGUCGAAUGGACAAAAGUAUUAAUCUCAU